UUCUUGUUAAAUACUACCAAAGAAAUCAAGAAAAAUGGUUCUUACAGAUGCUCAGAUUCUUGAGCUUAAGGCUGACAUGGGUCGUAUCGAAGAAGUAAUAGCGAAACCUGAAAAUAAGGAUAAGGAUUGGCGUGAAAACAAAGAAGUCAACGACAUUGUCACUGAAAUUAUUGCAAGGUUUGGUUCUGUAGAGAAAGAGGCUGCGAUUCUCACGAAGUUUAAGGAUGAGAUAGAUCGUGUAAACGAAGGAAAAACAGACGAUGUUGAACUUUUGAUUUGAGCCAGAGAAUGCACAAAGCUUUUGAGGAGAUAAAGGCUUCCUCUUCUAAAUAAAGGAAUAAGCAAGCUCCAUGGGAUGACAAAG
Molecule: messenger RNA, 364 nt
Organism: Capsella rubella
Lineage: Eukaryota; Viridiplantae; Streptophyta; Magnoliopsida; Brassicales; Brassicaceae
Exons: 3
Coding region: 35-280 (81 amino acids)
Source: RefSeq, a predicted model, not a curated record